GGCCGUCCAUGAUCACAUCGAGGACCUGGAGGACUGGACCGCCUACUGGAAUCAGCGUGCAGACACCGCUGCGGGGAAGCACAUGCUUUGCGACCUCCCGAUAUUUGGCGGAUUUGGGGGCUGCAUCGUGCCCACUAUCUGGACAGCUGCACUGCAAUCGACCGUUUUCGUGCGCUACAUCUGGAUGUCGCUGCGAAGUUAG
Molecule: messenger RNA, 202 nt
Organism: Effrenium voratum
Lineage: Eukaryota; Dinophyceae; Suessiales; Symbiodiniaceae
Source: the annotation of a GenBank genome assembly